AUGGUCAUUGCUGUAUGGUUUUUUUCAUUCCUUUAUUUAAUUACAGUUUUAUCUGAUAGUCUCAAUGGAACAGGAAAAUCAGAACUAGGAUCUUUGGUACUGGAUAGCGAAAUUGCGAGCAUGGUGAAUAAAUUUCGAGAACAAGAUGUCAAUAAAAUUAAUAAUGGAAAAGUAAUUCUGGAUUAUCAGGGACAUACGGUAACUCAUGAUCCUACUGAUAACGCCCAAAGAAGGUUAUUUAAAUGGAUAGAUCCAGUCUCACUGAAAAAAGACACAUACCGAAAGUGGAUUGCUCUGAGUAAUGAAUACCAUUCAGAAAUUGGCGUUAAAGAGAAUUCUUUAACGAAGAAUAGAGCUAUUGAUGAUUUUCUUGAUACGGUCUUUAAUACCACUGUGUGGAAAAGUCUUUAUCAAUUUCUGCACCGAAAAGGUCAUCCAUAUUCAAAAAAUCUGCAAACAUUCCGAACUCAGAUUAAACAAUUAUGGUUUACGGAAUAUUCACGAAGUGAAGGUUACAGUUCAUCUGGAUUCAAGCAUGUUUUUAUGGGAGAGCACAGAGAUGGUGAAGUGAGUGGAAUGCAUUCAUGGCUACGAUUCUAUUUGCUAGAAAGAAAUGCCUCAGAGGAGUUCGAUUAUUGUGGAUAUGUCAUUAAAAGAUUUGUGAGUUUGUAA
Messenger RNA from Brugia pahangi, 672 nucleotides. The record is from the annotation of a GenBank genome assembly. NCBI's taxonomy places the organism in Eukaryota, Metazoa, Nematoda, Chromadorea, Rhabditida, Onchocercidae.